This is a messenger RNA of Caenorhabditis elegans, 731 nucleotides long. It is a transcript of the gene F29C6.1, whose product is annotated as TCTP domain-containing protein. The coding region runs from base 7 to 633 and encodes 208 amino acids. The record is from RefSeq and is marked reviewed. Lineage: Eukaryota; Metazoa; Nematoda; Chromadorea; Rhabditida; Rhabditidae. The transcript is spliced from 3 exons.
AUCAAAAUGGUCACAUUCAAAGAUCACAUCACAGGAGAUAUUUUGAUGGAAGCUGAAAAUGGAGCAUUCGAGUUUGCUGAAGAACUUUUUUUCAAAUUCAAAGGAAACUACAUCGAUGUUAAAGUUUCAAACGGGGAGACCAAAAAAACUGUGGAUCUUUUGCAGAAAUAUCAGAUGAAAAAAUUCGACAUGUGGGGCGUCGAAAAGGAUAUCUUUGAUUUCGGACAGAAACUUGGAGAACUAGUGGAAACGAAGAUGUAUGGGGAUAAUGCAGAUUUCACAUAUAUGGUUGAUUAUAUUUUCAACUUGAGAGCAUGGUUUAAAGCCAACCGUGAGACAAAAGACAUUAAAGUUUAUAUGGGACCAUCAUCCACAUACAUGAGUCAUGCCUAUGCGAAAAACUUUACACCAGUUUUUGUGAAAGAUGAGAACGGAAUUCCAUUCAUUUACAUAUUUAAAGAAACUGUACAUGCAGAUGGUCUAAUUGAAGAUCAAAUUGCUGGAAUGUCAUUGAAAGAAAAAGAUGAAUCAAAAGUUGAAGAUAAUGAAGAAGUUGUAGAAGAAGUGAAAGAUCAGCCGAAAACCAGUGAACCUGCGAAACAAGAAGCAACGACAGAAGCUGCUGGCCGAUGAUUUUUCAGUUUCCAAACCGAGUGAUGCCAAUUUCUAGCCAUAUCAGUCUGUUUCUUAUUAUUUUGUGUAGUUGAACACCUAAUAAAUACAAUUCCAAA